Molecule: messenger RNA, 1757 nt
Organism: Rhineura floridana
Lineage: Eukaryota; Metazoa; Chordata; Lepidosauria; Squamata; Rhineuridae
Product: interferon alpha/beta receptor 2-like
Exons: 12
Coding region: 426-1658 (410 amino acids)
Molecular function (GO): interleukin-22 receptor activity; protein binding
Source: RefSeq, a predicted model, not a curated record
UGGGGGUGGGGGUGGGAGCCUUCCAAAUAAUUAAUCCUCUCCUUCAAACCAGGGCCCGAUCACGCCCUUCUUUGCCCUCCGAGCCUCGCCACCGGCAGCACAGACAAGAGCUACCUACGCCUCCACUCCCGGCCUUUUUGUUUUCGCUUUCGGAACCCACGAAGACGCCACUGCUGCAGAGACGGCCGACAUGGCGUCCGCCUUGAGAAGGGGCGCAGAUGUGAAGAGAGCAGAAGAGAGAGGGCGCCCGCUUCCAGGUGCCUGAGCUAAGAUGCUUCACAAUGCCUCCUUAGGCACAAACCAAGAUGUUUUCCUGAUAUUUAACCUUAUGACAAGCACCUGUUCUAGAAGUAUUUAAAGAUGCAGCAGUAACAUCAGCACUUAUCCACCAGUAAGGACCACCCAGUAGGAUGUGAUUUUAAACUAUGAUGGCACUUUUCAGGGGACCACUGCCUUUCUACAAACUUGUGCACAUCAGUGCUCUGAUUUCUACUCUGUGCAGUUUAUUCGAAACAAUCGGGUUACCACUCAACCUGAAAAUGAAGUCACAGGAUCUUGAGUACAUUUUAACAUGGGAAGCUGGAAAUAAUACAGGGACACCCACAUGCUUCAACGUGAUGUAUAUGGCUACAAGUUCGCCUUGUCCUGCAUGGCACACUGCAAGAGAAACACAAUCAAAGUCAGCAGAGAGAAGCCAGGUACAACAUAUUUCUUCCAGCAAGUCCAGGUUUCAGCGAAAUAAGGCUCCAGACCAUCUGGUUCCAGAAUCUGAGGAGGUGGCAAUGUGUCCAACUGCUGCAUGGUCCAAAAUAGACAAAGACCGAUCAAAUAUGAAGAUUGUCACAGAAUGUUCCAAUAUCACACGUUCAUUCUGUAACUUGACAAAAGAAUUUACAGAAUUGUGCAAGACAUAUAUAAUUGUAGUGGAGCUAGUCACGAAAAGUGAAGUAUAUUCUUCAAAUUAUCCAUUCCUUCCACACCAGGACACGUGCCUAGCAACACCUCAGUUUAAUAUUUCUGCUUGCCCAAAUUGUGCAAAUGUGACAGUGAAACUUUCACCCUCGUUACUUAAAGUAUACUACGAACUUGGUUAUACAGUCACAGUGGAAACAUCAGAUCUCAAGGAAAAGCGUGUUGACAACAAAACCAGACAAGAGAGUUUCCACACCAUCAUUGGAGAUUUGAGUCCAAAUACAAAUUAUUGUAUUGCUGUUGAUGUGAAAUCAAGUGUAAAUGAACAGUGCACUCCUUCGGUCCCAAAAUGUAUUAUCAUUGGCUCCAAAAAUAAAUCAGGUCAUAUUAUAUUCCCAGCUUUGGGUGGCAUAUUUCUGUCAUUGGCAGUAGGACUUGCUCUAUUUGGCCUAUAUAACACUGGCUUUAUUUGCGUAAGAUGGAAAAAGUGGCCCAAAGUCUUGAAUGUCACAUCUCAGUCAGCCUAUUUAGUCUUUGAAUCAGAUCCAGAGGAAGUGUGCACUGUCCAGGCCACCCAGGAAAGUAACAAAAAAGUAUGGAGAUACAAUUAUGAUGACAGUGAAAGUGACGUUGAUGAUGAUUUAUAUACUGGUCAUGUUUUUUUGAGCAAGAUUUCAAAAUCUUGUUCCCAAGAGGACAUUGUAGAGCCACUGUCCAAAGGCUGCUCAACGCUACAAGUACAAUAGCUGAACUUCUAGAUGCUAAAACAGAAACUCUUUCUAGGUUGCUCAUGUACUACAAGUGAGGUGACUGAACCUCUAGAUAUUGAGGCAGAAAACCUUCAG